Vitrella brassicaformis is the source of this 1954-nucleotide messenger RNA. The record is from the annotation of a GenBank genome assembly. NCBI's taxonomy places the organism in Eukaryota, Vitrellaceae.
GGCACACACACGUCGGCUACCAAUCCAUCCAUCGACUGCACACACAGUCUGCACUGAUCCAUCUGUCAACCCAUCGCCAACUCAACUCGCCACCCCCACUACCCUCUCGGUCGGUCAACAGACAGCUACCGUUCCCCACGUCGGUCAGUCGGCUGACGACGCCUCGCAAUGCAGACAGACAGAUUGAUGGUGUGGCGGCUGAUGCGGACACACCAAACAAAGGAGAGGGAGGGGAGAGCAGACAUGCACCAAGAUUGCAUCGAUACCUUCUUCCCUCAUGUGUGUCGUGUCAUCCGUCCGACCUCCGUCAGAUGGCCCAGAUGGCCGGCAGCAGCUCCAGGGAGGGGCCGUCCAUCUUGUUGCGGGCCUUGGCCACUGCUCGCGGGAAGGCAGCAGGGCCCUCGCCGCCCCGGGGUAACUCGGUGGUGCGGAGGGAGAUGGAUGCGAACCCAUCAUACCACUUGAUCAUCCUGAUUGAUGCCACGAAGUCGUCGCCCUCCUCGUCGCCAUGCAGUACGACGAGUCGGUAUAAGGUGCCGAUGGUGCUGUAGUCGAUGGUGCGGCGGUCCCACACGGGCGGCGGCUGGGCCGUCAGGGCAUCGAUGCGACCACACUCAGCAGAGGGCGGAUGCCCGUUGUGAAAACGGUUCGACGACACAGGACUCGACGGAUUCCCUGUCAUCCUGAAAGAGCAAGGAGCGAAAAGGCAGACAACACAACACAUUGGUGUGUCGUGUUCUCUCAUUUGUGUCGCUGCGCACCUGUCGACGAUUAGUCCCCUGAAGCUGCUGUAGUCGUAACCACCGCCUGCAGACACACAGACACACAGCGGCAGACACCAUCCAGGUCAAGUUGCCUCCUCUGUGGUGCUUUGACCUCCCCUCUCUCACGUCGGCACGGGGGAUCGGCCGCAUCAAAGCGAUUUCGGUACUCAGCCGGCACCGUCUGGUCGGUGUGCACCGUCACCACAUACUCGCCCAUCAUCUCCCGCCUCAGCCGCAUGUUGUCACCCAGUCGGUGGCUGAAGAGGGCGUACUGGCGGAUGGCCUCUGGGCGGCUGUCGAUGACGGCUUUGCUGCCCACGUGCUGCAGGUCGUCACCCGUCAGCUCGACGGGCAGCUGCUGCACUCGUCCGAGAGGAAGGCAGCUCUUGGCCAGCCGCAGCAGCGGCAUGUUGCCCCGCCAGUCGCCGCCCGUCACCAUCAGGUAGUGCAGGCGGAUCAGUCGGAAUGGACGACGGACGCUGGUCGACUGGCGCAGCGGGGUGAAGCCGAUGACGCCACUGAGUCCGUUGCGCCGGAUGAUGCUGUCGAUGUCGGCGACCAGGGCGGCCUCGACUGUGCUGCUGACCGCCUCGGAUGUGCGGCAGAGGGCGAUCGUGUGCUGUGGGGUGAGGGUGGCGGGAUCGUCACGGUGGCUGCUGAUGAGGGGCAGCAGGGUGCCGCCCAUGACAUCAGUGGGCAGGUCAGGCAGGUCGGGCUGGGCAGCACCAGACGACUCUACGGGCGCGUCAACACGGCGGCGCUUCGCAUCGACCUCAACCUGCACACACAUCACACCACACAUUGGCCGUCAUGGCAAUGGGGACUAGGUGCAGCAGCCCUACCUUCUUGUUUGUGCUAGUGGUCUCUGUGGUUUUCUCAGCGACGGGAUUGGCCUCGUCAUCGUCUGGCGUGACCAGCGCGAAGGUCUUGGAAUGGCCCUCCAGCUGAAUCACACAAACACAGGCAGAAGAAGCCACGGCCAUUCAUCAGUCGACAGACGAUGGCUGCGUGGACCUCUCUGUGGAAACGUACCAGUGCUACUCCGUUCAGUCGGCCGAGUGCUCUACAGAACUCUAAAGUGGCGCUCUCGAUCAUCGCCAGCCGACUCUCAGCAACAGAGCCCUGCACACAGACCACAGACCACUCGUUUAUUGUGCAACGGACGUGUUGACUCACCGACCUUCGCAGCG